GGUACGAUCUUGACUUUGAGCAAAGAUCAAGAGUUCGUAUGACCAAUCCUUAAGCUGCAGAAGUUCUCAUCCGCUAUGAAAUUAUAUAUACAUCCACUGUUCAAAAUCUAUAAUUAAAAUUUUGUAGUUCAUCGCUAAACAUGCAAGUUCUUGUUCUUGACCAUGGUCAGACAAACUCUGCUCCUUCUCUUCCUCAAUGUAAUAGCUGCUCUCUUUCCCAUCUCCUCUCCGACAGACACGUUAGUCCCCUCCCAGCUUUUCUCCGACGGCGCCGCAGCAUCCUUGGUCUCCUCCGGCCAGAAGUUCAAGUUGGGCUUCUUCAGCCCUGAUGGCACCGACGGCAACCGCCGCUACGUCGGAAUAUGGUACAACAGCAUCUCCGCCUUCACUGUCGUGUGGGUCGCCAACCGCCAGCGCCCGCUCACCAACGGCGCCGGCCAUCUCUCUCUAACGGAGAACGGAACGCUGAUCAUCUUCGGGGACGACAACUCGACCGUCCUUUGGUCGACGCAGAGCGCGAAGGUCCUCGCUAAUCCCGUCGCGCAGCUCCUAGACACCGGGAACUUGGUCGUCCGAGAAGCCACCGAUGAGUCGUCCGCCGGUGACUUCGCGUGGCAGAGCUUCGACUUUCCGACGGACACACUACUCCCGGGCAUGAAGAUCGGUUGGGACCUAAGGACCCUGCUGAACCGCAACCUGACGGCCUGGACGAGCGAGAGCGACCCGUCGCCGGGCAGCUGCAUCUUGGGCAUCGACUUGCGCGGCGUCCCUCAAGAAUUCGGGUGGCGGCGCGGGGGGCAACCCUACUGGCGCGCGGGGCCAUGGAACGGCGUCUUCUUUAGCGGAGUCCCCGGAAUGGAGUCGAAAAAUUUCGUAGAAAACAACUUCAUAAUCGACCAAGACGAAGUCGUUCACUACUACUCCUCUGUGAAUUCCUCUCUGCUUCGCCGGAUCAUCAUCCAUCCGUCGGGGGAGGUGGAAGGCCUCGCGUGGACCGACGAGAACCAGUUGUGGACGUCGCGUGGGUACGUGCCGGGGGACCCGUGCGACGCCGUCUCCUCCUGCGGCCCCAACGCUCUCUGCUACCCCAACUGGUGGCCGGCGUGCCGGUGCCUGCAGGGGUUCGAUCCCAAGAACCCCACCGCCUGGCAGCUCAUGACCAACACCUCAGACGGCUGCACGAGGAAGACGGAAUUGGAUUGCGUCAACGGGACGGACAGGUUCUGGAAACAGAGCAACGUGAAGCUGCCGGACACGUCGAGAUCGAUGGUUAACCGGAGCACGGACAUCAGUCUGGACGACUGUGAGGCGUGGUGCUUGGGGACUUGCUCGUGCACCGCCUACGCGAGGGCCAACAUCACCGGCGGUGGCAGCGGAUGCAUACUGUGGACCACCGACCUCACCGAUAUCAAACUGUUCAACGACGGAUUAGGGCAGGAUCUCUAUGUCCGGUUAUCCGCCGCCGAUCUCGAUCAAGCCUUAGAAUCAAACCGUUCUCGUCGUGGUCGAAAACGCGCCAUCAUCAUAGCGGCCACUUCUGCGACGGCGUUGACAAUUCUAAUCUUUCUUGGGGUCGUCGGCGGCCUCUGCGUCAGCAGGAAGAGAAAAUUGCAGGUCAACCAAGUUACAGGAGAAGACUUUGACCUUCCAUUGUUUGACUUUGGCACCGUAGCAGCAGCCACCUGUGAUUUCUCCAUUGAUAAUAAACUCGGAGAGGGUGGAUUUGGUCCAGUCUAGAAGGGGAAGUUAGGGGAGCAGCAACAAAUAGCUGUGAAGAGACUAUCAGAGACCUCAUUGCAAGGCAUACAAGAGUUCAAAAACGAAGUGAUAUUGAUUGCUAAGCUACAACAUCGCAAUCUUGUUCGCCUUCUGGGUUGUUGCAUGGAAGGUGAUGAAAAGAUGUUGAUAUAUGAGUACAUGCCCAAUGGAAGCUUAGACACCUUCUUAUUUAGUGAAACUAAGCGUAAAUUGUUGGAUUGGGAGGCACGUUCCCGUAUCAUUGUCGAGAUUGCUCGAGGUCUUCACUAUCUCCAUCAUGAUUCUCGAUUAAGAAUUGUUCAUAGAGAUUUGAAAGCAAGCAAUAUCCUUCUGGAUGAAGAUUUGAAUCCCAAAAUCUCUGAUUUUGGAAUGGCAAAACUAUUUAGUGGAGAUGAAACAAUCGGAGAAACUAAGAGGGUUGUUGGAACAUAUGGAUAUAUGUCUCCGGAAUAUAUUAAAAAUGGAGCUUUCUCCAUGAAGUCUGAUAUUUUCAGUUUUGGAGUAUUGAUGCUUGAGAUCAUUAGUGGCAAAAAGAAUAAUGAAUUUGGCCAUUCUACACAACACCUCAAUGUUAUAGAUUUUAUGUGGAGUCUAUGGAGAGAAGAAAAGGCCAUAGACUCGGUUGAUGAAUCAAUGGGCCUAUUUCCUGUUGCUGAAGUUUUGAGGUGUAUAAACAUCGGCCUCUUGUGUGUUCAAGAAAGAGCAGAAGAUAGACCGACGACGUCUUCGAUAUUGUUAAUGUUGGGUAAUGAUAAAAUUUAUUUGUCUCAGCCAAAACAACCUGGCUUUGUCAUUGAAAGAUAUCCAUGUGAAUCUUGCUCAUGGAGUAAGAAACAAACUGUGUCUAUAAACUAUGUAUCAAUCACAACUUUGGAAGUUCGAUAAAGAUUAUUUAAUAGAAUAUUAGGUAAGAUAAUACAUGGAUGGAUGUAAAUAGGACUUUUAUAAAAAUUAACUAAAAUUUUAGUAUUAAGGUUAAAACUCUCAAAUUGUGUAGAGUUUCAGUCUUUGAUUGAAUGAUACUAUUUUGAUUGAAAGUUAAAGGAGAAAAUAUGAAGUAUAGAAAUGAAACAUUGUCGGGA
Molecule: messenger RNA, 2840 nt
Organism: Zingiber officinale
Lineage: Eukaryota; Viridiplantae; Streptophyta; Magnoliopsida; Zingiberales; Zingiberaceae
Product: S-locus-specific glycoprotein S13-like
Exons: 7
Coding region: 163-1737 (524 amino acids)
Biological process (GO): recognition of pollen
Source: RefSeq, a predicted model, not a curated record